Messenger RNA from Cephus cinctus (wheat stem sawfly), 2421 nucleotides. Its product is annotated as guanine nucleotide-binding protein subunit beta-like protein 1. NCBI's taxonomy places the organism in Eukaryota, Metazoa, Arthropoda, Insecta, Hymenoptera, Cephidae. Bases 337 to 1299 code for a protein of 320 amino acids. The transcript has 4 exons. Gene Ontology annotation, molecular function: protein binding. The record is from RefSeq and is a predicted model, not a curated record.
AGGAUCUCUCGCAUCGUUUCAAUCAACCCCUGAAGAUGAUUCGUUAAUGGUGACUAGAAGACGGGAGGUCUCAUCGACGCGUCGUGGCAAAAAAUGGCUUAACAACGGUCCAAAAGUGGCGAUUUGAAUUUCCGUUAGCAGCAAUAGACGCGCCACUUCUUGCUGUAUUUGUAACAACCACAAUGGCUAAGUAGCUUUGCACACUUUCGUGAUUGUGCGGCUGCCUUCGUGCUUGACGUGUCGUGUGCCUCCCGUCUUCUACUGUGUUCCUGGCGGUUAUCUGCAAUACAGAAACCGAUUUUCGAAUUCUUUUCCACGGUUUUACCAACCAACGAUAUGGCCAUUCUACCUCCUGAUCCAAUCUAUCUUCUUCGAGGAGACAUGGGUCCUGUUCAUAGUCUCUUAUUCAGGGUCUCCCCUUACAUCGAACACCUUUACGCAGCUGCAGAGAGUGGCAAGAUUCACAUUUGGGAUCUAAGAAGAAAUAAAGUGUUCAGCAAGUUUAUUGUUGGUAAGAAUCCAUGCUUAAAUCUACAUAUUAUCGGUGAUGAACGACUUAUAACUCAAGAAAAAGGUGGUACAGUUAAUCUAUGGAAUCCUAGCAAAGCCAUAUGGGUUCAGGAAAAGAGUAUUGAUACUGGAUAUUGUGGAUUUUGCAGAUCUCAGAUGCUCUCGGAGGAUAUUCUCUUAGUGCCAUUAAAGGAAUCCAGUAUCGGUGCAUUUUCUUUGAAAACCUGCAGUAUCGAAUACAAACUUGAACCUUCGCAGUUAACUGAGGGUGCUACAAAUCUAGGAGAAGUAAUGACACUGAAGCCAAUUGUACUACAGGACAAGGAGUUGGUUCUGAUUUCUUAUGAAAGUGGUGAUAUUGCACUGUGGGAUAUCAGUGCUAAGAAAGUUAUUAACUGGCUAAAAGUCGAAAGUUGUCCAAUGGCCGUCGAGUUUGAUAUGUCUCAUAUGCGCGGCAUUGUUGGAAGUCCAACAGAAAAGCUUCAGGUUUUCGAUCUAUCCAAAACUCACGUACUUUCCCUCAAGACUACAUUGACCCUAAAAAAUCCAGGAACUUCCGUUAUAACAACGCGACCGGAUGCUAAAGUAUUCACGGCUGGUGGUUGGGACGGCAGACUCAGGAUUUUCUCUUGGAAAACUUUGCGACCUUUGGUAGUCUUGGACCAACACAGGGCUACGAUUUUGGAUGUUGUAUAUUCAAACUCCAAAGUUGAAGCCUAUGACAGCAAGUGCGUCAUGGCGGCUGCUGGAAAAGAUGGAACUGUCUCCCUCUGGAAUCUGUACAAUUGAAUUGGUACAGAACGAGCAGUUGAUUUUCUGAAUUCGGUUGGAGGAUAAAACUACUGAGCGUUUUGAUUGCCAUAGCCAAAGAGCGGAUAAUGUAGCUGAAAGACGAAGAAAAGAAACAAUCUUUAAAGGAAUCCGGAAAUUAACCUAACGCUUAAGCGCGUCUGGAGCUACGGCGUAGAGCGGCCAACUUUAAUUAUGUUUCCCUAUGGCCAUCAUUUUCAUAUACUUUGUUAUCCCAAGCAACGUGAUCGUCCAUGAUUAACGGUGAUCGCUUCAUGCGUGGCCGUCCUUUUAGGGAAGAUAAGGAGAGGGAAAUCCGUAAGAAAUUCGUGUUUAGGUUAGCUCGAAAUUCGUAAUGUAAUAUUGUUAUGUGAUUAGAGAAGGGUGACAGGUGUCAUUCAAAUUCCAUUAAGUGACACCAACAUGGCGAAAUGAGCGCUUCGAAUCCACAGGUCGUAUUUUGAAGUGUCCUCUACAACCAUGGGUAGAGUUUUAUUUUUCUAUUUAUAUUUGUAAGUGUUAUAUUCCAUGAAAAGCUUGCUAAUCAAUCGUUUCUUUUGUUUUACGGUCCAUGGUGUCGAUGCGUGGUGUCAUCGCAGUGCUGCGCGGCACGUAGCUUCUCCUUUUCUUGAAUUUUCUUAAAGAACUGUCCAUGUACUUAGUCGCGCGUACCAGGACAUCAUUAUUAAACCAUCAGGUACCUGAUGGAAAUAUUCAGGAAGUGGAUAAUUAUUAGUAAUCAGGAUAAGAGUAAUGGCGCGCUCUGUUCUUGUGCAAAAGAAGGCAAAGAAAAAUAAUGAAGAAGUGGAUAAUAAGUUUUCUUAGUGGAAGGAUCUCGAGGUGUCGUAUUGUAUUUCUCUUAUUUUCCGUACGCAGGUGGAAUGUAAAGGAAGAGAGAAAGUGAGAGAGAGAAGCAAAAAAGAAAAGAUAAAAACUAUAUGUGAUGUCUUCUCGGACAGACCUGAUUAGAAAUUUAGUUUAUCGACAUGAGAUUAAUAUAUAUUUUUAAUAACAGAGUUGAAAACCAAAAUGAAUUACUUGUUAACUACUAGCCUGUUAUACGCGAUUUCUAUCUCUGUAUAUUUUUGCUAAAUAUCAAAAAUAAAUACAGCGACAAACACA